This is a messenger RNA of Schizophyllum commune H4-8, 768 nucleotides long. RefSeq lists its product as uncharacterized. Lineage: Eukaryota; Fungi; Basidiomycota; Agaricomycetes; Agaricales; Schizophyllaceae. Bases 1 to 768 code for a protein of 255 amino acids. The record is from RefSeq and is a predicted model, not a curated record. The transcript has a single exon.
AUGUUCGCUCUCCAUGCGUACCUGGUUAUCCUCUUCGGGGACAUGCCAGCCGUUGCGAUGCUCAUGAAGAUGAAGGGCCACAACGGCCAGUCACCGUGCCGCGCUUGUCGUAUCCGAGGAGUCCACGCACCAGGCGGCAAAACAUUGUACACACCCCUUCAUCGUCCCCCCGCGCCACUCGACCCGCUCAAUCUCCCCCUUCGCACCCACGAUACGAUGAUGCAGCAGGCACUCCAGGUGUCCGACCCCACCGUGUCUGCAGCCGAGGGAAACGCGCGCGCGAAGCGCUUCGGUAUCAACGGUGUCUCAAUUCUCUCGACCCUGUCCAGCAUCUCGUUUCCUGCGUCAUUUCCACACGACUUCAUGCACCUUCUCGAGAACAUCAUUCCUGCCCUCGUCUCUCUAUGGACAGGAACAUAUAAAGACAUCCACGGCGGCCGCGCUGACUACGUCUUCUCGGGCUCGGCACUGGAGGCAUUGGGCGAGGCGUGUGCGGCAUCGUCUCGUACAAUCCCUGCCGUCUUUGGGGCACGCAUCCCCAACAUUGCCACGCAGCGCUACCAGUUCAUUGCCGAGACCUGGAUCCUCUUCGCGACGUUGCUUGGGCCGGCUCUUCUCCACCGCCACUUCUCGAAGAAGGAAUACUACCAUCAUUUCGUCAACCUCGUCUCUCUAGUCAACUUAUGCUUGCAGCUCGAGUUGAGUGACGAAGACAUCCUCGCCAUUGAGCACGGAUUUGCGGCAUGGGUGAAGGAGUACGAGGAGUAA